This is a messenger RNA of Fonsecaea erecta, 954 nucleotides long. RefSeq lists its product as hypothetical. NCBI's taxonomy places the organism in Eukaryota, Fungi, Ascomycota, Eurotiomycetes, Chaetothyriales, Herpotrichiellaceae. The coding region runs from base 1 to 954 and encodes 317 amino acids. The record is from RefSeq and is a predicted model, not a curated record. Gene Ontology annotation, cellular component: mitochondrion. Gene Ontology annotation, biological process: mitochondrial electron transport, succinate to ubiquinone; tricarboxylic acid cycle; mitochondrial respiratory chain complex II assembly. The transcript has 2 exons.
AUGAAUCCAUCACGCUUAUUGACAGGGCGUCUCGCCGGUCGCCAACUGGCUGCAAGCGUGUCACGACGCUGCAUCUCCUCUACCUCAUCACGUUUCAGUGAGAAUCCUCGAGUUCACUCCAAUGCCGAAGAACAUCGCAAAUAUCAGAAGGAAAAGGCAGACAAUCCACACAUGACAAACACCAACUCAACGAUUCACAACAAGAUGCCGUCGGUGGGGAAAGAUGCGCCUCCGCCAGAGAUGCUUAGUUCUACCGAUCCCAACUAUAUCCCCAAAGACAGAGUCCCGGAGAACACAGACAAGAUGACAGGGGGAACACAACCGGGAGAUCCCAACAAAGUAAGCCAGUCAGAAUAUGCUGUUGGUGAAAUGGAGGGCAUUUCGUUUCGAGUUGAGCCUCUUCGUCGUACGGGAGAGGACCUUCCCACCAUGAGAGCCAGAUUACUAUACCAAAGCAGGAAACGAGGGACAUUAGAGUCUGACCUCCUACUCUCCACAUUUGCAGCAGAGAAUCUAUCCUCUAUGAAUAGAACCCAGCUCGAGCAAUAUGACUUCCUUCUGGACGAGAACGACUGGGACAUCUACUACUGGGCAACUCAAUCCCCAGCCAAUGCCCCUACCUCGCUCGAGACUGCCGAAGGUGCUACGAGUGACAAGAAGACCCAGACGACCGAAUACAUCUCUCCCGCAAACCCGGGGCAAAGUCAAGAGACCGAUGCAUGGAGGCAAGGAGCUCCGCGCAGUGGAGAGUGGGCUCAGACCGUGGGGACUUUCAAGCCAGCGUAUAGACCCGUCCCACAGCGAUGGAGGGACAGUGAUAUUCUGCACAUGCUGCGAAGGCAUGUCAGGGAAAGGAGUGCUGGCGGCGUUCUGGAGGAUGUUCAGGCAACUCCCAACAGCAAAGGUAGCGGUAGUGGUCUCGGCAGGAUGCCUGAUGUCCAAACCUUUGACUGA